AUGAGUGCUUCUAAUGUUUAUCAUGUUGACUAAAACGUAAUAUUUGUGCUGAAAGAUAGUUCAUCAAAUGAUAAAUAGAAACAAUAAAUCCGCAAAAUCAACAAGGAAAAGUUAAAAAUAAUCUUGCAAAUUAGCGGAUGCAAAGCAGCUCAUUCAUAUUCUCUUUGUGAGAAAAUCUUUGAAAUGAUAUUCAGUAAAUUGUUGGAAAAUUUUGAUAAACAAAAGAACCAUCAACCAUUAAAUGGAUAAUCUAAUAAACAAGUAAACUCAGCCACAAUAACUGAAAAACACUUCAAAGAAAUAGUAUUCAACUCUGUAUUCGAGAAAAAGUACAUUCGAGAGAAAGAAGACCUUUAUAAAGAAGAUUUUUAAAUUGCAUGGAGUUUGACAGAAAAAAAGUAGCCACUCAUAAUCCUUUUUGGUGGUACUUCAGGUACUGGUAAAAGCACAGCCAGCAGCAUUUUAGCCUCAAGAUUUGGAAUUUCUACAGUUUUAAGCACCGAUUCUAUAAGACAUAUAAUGAGAAAUUUCUUAUCAAAAGAAGAAAAUCCUGUUUUGUUUGCAAGUACUUAUGAGGCAGGUAAGACAUUGCCUGAUCUGAAUAUCAGUGAUCAAAGGAGGAUAAUCAAAGGAUAUAAGGCUUAAUGUGAAUUAGUUUAACAGAGAUUAGAACAUGUAAUUAAUACUUUUGAUGAAAAAAUGGAUUCUAUCAUCAUUGAAGGAGUACAUCUGACACCUAUUUUUAUGAUGAAGAUUAUGAAAAAAUACAAGAGAGUGUUACCAUUUGCAAUAUGCAUUAAGAAAGAAUCUAAACAUAAAGAGAGAUUUGCAGUGAGAUCAAAAUAUAUGACUCUGGAUUCCAGACAUAAUAAAUAUGUUGAGAACUUUCAAAAUAUUAGAUUGAUUCAAAAAUGGUUUUUAGAAAAGGCAGAUGAAUUCCUAAUUCUUAAAGUAGACAAUGUCAAUAUUGAUAAAAGUAUAGAUACCAUACAUAGAACUAUAAUCUAAUAUAUGAAGCAUCUAUCAGAUGAUCAAUCUGUUACUGAACUUAAAAACGCAUUCCCCAUUUAUGAAGAAUUUAACAAGGUAAUAAGUGAUGCAUGGAGUUCUAAGGAAGUAAAGGAUUAUAUCCAUAGUUAAGUGAAUAAAACUGAGAUAUAUGAACAAUUCUUACAAAAAAUGAAUGAACAAUAAGCAGACAAUAAUACAACUGUCAUUUAAGAAUCAGAAAAAGUCAAUUCCAAAGUCUUGAUUUAAUAAUCAGUGCAGAAAUUCAAUGAAAUCAGUCUCAAAAAUGAAAAUAGAGAUAAUCAAAAUAAUCUAACCAAUACAACUGAAGUUAAUUAUAUAGUGGAUGAUCAAGAUGAGAAAAAGGAUAAUCUCAAUCAUAUAAGUGAUCAGGAGGAUCAAAAUGAAGAGAGAAGGAGAAGAAAUCAAGAUGAUAAUGCCAAUCCAACUUUUAAAAAAACAAAGUCAUUGAAAACAUUGAUCACUUAAAUUGAGAGUGAAUAACAAAUUCAAGAACCCAUAAAAGAGUAGAAUAACAAAAAGAAUCUGAAAGUGGCAUUUUAAGAACCUGAAUUUGAGAAGGAGGAGUAAGAGUAAACAGAAUAAAAACCUCAUAGAACUGAUUAUAAAGGCAUUUUGUAUCAUCUGACUAAACAUAAGAGAAUCUUCCUAAGUAAAAAGACCAAACCAUCCAAUCUGGUAUUUAUCAAGAAAAUGAUUUCUAAUUACAAUAAAAGUUAUCAAAGUCAUGACAGAAUCAAAUUAAUUCAAAAUAAUGAUGGUAGUUAUUGCUUAUUUAAAAUGAAUGUAUAAAAGUUCAUUAAGAAGUCUGAUUCAAGAGAAGAGUCUUCCAGUGAACCUGAUGAUAAUGAACAAUCUGUUGUUUAAUAGGGAAGGUCACUCAUGACUCCUUCUAACUUUCCAUUCAGUGAAAGAAGAGAUUAAUCAGAUGGUGAUUCCGUAAGGUUUAGAAAUGAUGUAAACAGUGAUGAAGAGGAAAUUGAAAAUGAAAACGAAAAUGAAAAUUCUGUUGAAGCAUCUAGUUCUGAUGAAGAAGAGGGGAAUCUAGAAAAAGUAAAAUUGAAAAUGAAUGACGAUGAGGAAGAUUACAUUGAACUAUAAAAGAUUAUUGAGGAAGAUGAACAAAUCAAUGAGUAAGAUGAAAUCAUGGAAACUCCAUUAUAAGUUUAAUUACUUGAUUAAUAAGAUUAUUCGGAUCAAUCUCCUUGAUUUUAUACAAAAUUUACUUAAAUCAUCAUUUAAA
Molecule: messenger RNA, 2272 nt
Organism: Paramecium tetraurelia
Lineage: Eukaryota; Ciliophora; Oligohymenophorea; Peniculida; Parameciidae
Exons: 6
Source: RefSeq, a predicted model, not a curated record